This is a messenger RNA of Nicotiana attenuata, 2177 nucleotides long. Its product is annotated as probable WRKY transcription factor 31. NCBI's taxonomy places the organism in Eukaryota, Viridiplantae, Streptophyta, Magnoliopsida, Solanales, Solanaceae. Gene Ontology annotation, biological process: regulation of DNA-templated transcription. The transcript has 5 exons. Gene Ontology annotation, molecular function: DNA-binding transcription factor activity; sequence-specific DNA binding. The record is from RefSeq and is a predicted model, not a curated record. Bases 238 to 1887 code for a protein of 549 amino acids.
GGAACCAUGCCUUUCACCUAAGUCCUCAAAAAUCAAUUCCCAUCAAUUUCUCUUCAAACAAAUAUACAAUUACACCACUCUUAAGUCUUCAUUUAAUUCCACACACACCACACCACACCCCCUACUUUACCCCCUCCCCCCCUCUAGUAUUUGGUCUUCCUUCUUUCCUUUUUUAUUGCCGAGUCCAUUGCUGUAUUCAAAGCCUAUCUCUUUUUCUGUUUCCUUUGUAAUUCAUAUAUGGCCAAUGGUAGUGGACUCUUCUUUGAUCCAGAUCCCACAACACUCUUUCUUCAAUAUCCCUCAUCAAAAGACCACCAUUUUUUCAACAAAUUAAUUACUCAAGCUUUAUCAUCCAAUAAUUAUAUUAUGGAAGCCCCAACCAAGAACAUGUCAUCACCACCUCCCACUACUAUUCAAUUCCCAGUGAAUCUUAUUAAUGAUCAUGACCAAAAAAGACCAGUUCUUGAUGAGAUGGACUUCUUUGCUGCUAAAGAAGGUGGCAAUUGUAAGGAGGAUACUGACGACAGAAAAGAAUUCAAUAAACCUCUUGAAUUAGAUUUCAACAUAAAUACUGGUUUGCAACUUCUCACUGCAAACACUAGUAGUGAUCAGUCCAUAGUGGAAGAUGGUUUAUCCCCAGCUUCUUCUGAGGAUAGAAGAACAAAAACUGAGCUGGCAGUUCUUCAGGCUGAAUUGGAGAGAAUGAACGGUGAAAAUCGACAUUUAAGGGACAUGUUAAAUCAGGUCACAACAAAUUGUAGUACUCUACAGAUGCAAUUGACAAUACUUAAACAGAAACAACAACAUGAUCAUAUUGAGCAAGAUGACAAAGGAGAAGAAAUCAAGCAGCAAUACCAUCAAAGUAGUCAAAUGAGGCCUAGGCAGUUUAUGGAUCUUGGCCGUCUAGCAGAUGAGCCUUCAUUGUCGUCGUCCGAGGGGAGAAGAAGCUGGGAACAGUCACGAUCACCACCGAUGAAUAUCGUUGAGUCUGGUUCCAGUGAUAGAGAGGAUAGUCCUGAAAAAGGUUUAUCUUGUUGGGGUCCUAAUAAGGUUCCAAGAGUAGUGGACAAUGAGUCCAAGAGUAGUACUACUGUUGAUCAAGCCACUGAGGCUACCAUAAGGAAGGCUCGUGUCUCUGUCAGGGCUCGAUCCGAAGCUCCCAUGAUCACAGAUGGUUGCCAAUGGCGGAAGUAUGGGCAAAAAAUGGCGAAGGGAAACCCGUGUCCUCGCGCUUAUUAUCGCUGUACCAUGGCAGCUGGUUGCCCAGUUAGGAAGCAAGUUCAAAGAUGUGCAGAGGACAAAACAAUCUUGAUCACAACUUACGAAGGGAAUCACAACCACCCAUUGCCGCCGGCCGCGGCGGCAAUGGCCUCAACUACUUCGUCAGCAGCAAGAAUGCUACUCUCAGGUUCCAUGCCAAGUGCAGAUGGCUUAAUGAGCUCAAAUAUCCUAGCCAGAACUCUCCUCCCUUGUUCCUCUAGUAUGGCCACAAUUUCAGCCUCCGCGCCUUUUCCUACUGUUACAUUGGACCUAACUCAAAACUCAAAUUCUUUGCAAUUUAAAGGACCCUCUAACCAAUUCCAAUUCCCUUUCCAAAAUCCACACCAAAAUUCCCCUGGAAAUCCAAUUGCACUUUUACCUCAGAUUUUUGGUCAAGCUUUAUAUAACCAAUCAAAAUUCUCUGGCCUUCAAAUGUCCCAAAAUGUUUCAACAUUGCCAUCAAUUGGUGACACAGUGAAUGCUCUUACUGCUGAUCCUAAUUUUGCAGCAGCAUUAGCAGCAGCCGUCACUUCUUUAAUUGGCAAUUCACACCAUUCCAACAAUGUUACUAAUAAUAAUACUACAGCCGCAACGACUCCAAGCAACAAUAAUGAAACAAAACAGUAGCAAUGGCAACAAUAAAGUCAACAGUUCAAGUUCUUCUCCAGCAUAUUGAUAGCAAGCCAUGCUUCACCUUCUAUUUUUUUUAAAGAUCUCCUUAGUUAUUUUUCCAGCUUAAGUUUUUUUUUUGCUUAUUCAGCAGGGGGGAAAUGGAAUCAUUAUACAUGUCAAUUAUUUUUUAGGUUUUAUAGGUGGCUGAAACAUAUAUCCUUCAUUAAUUCUUUUCUUGGUUGAAUAAUGUAAUUCAAAUUACUAGUCAAUACAAGAGAUAUGUUGGGGAAGAAGUUAUAUUUCAA